Molecule: messenger RNA, 899 nt
Organism: Aspergillus wentii DTO 134E9
Lineage: Eukaryota; Fungi; Ascomycota; Eurotiomycetes; Eurotiales; Aspergillaceae
Product: RTA1 domain-containing protein
Exons: 2
Coding region: 69-899 (276 amino acids)
Cellular component (GO): membrane
Source: RefSeq, a predicted model, not a curated record
CAGCAGAUUUUUCUAUAUCUACCUCCAUCCUCGACAUCCUCAACGCCAUCAUUCUGCAAUUAUUCACAAUGAGCAGCUCCUACAAACUAUACAACUAUGACCCCUCCACUGGCGCGGCAGUGCUCUUUGCAGCCAUCUUCGGAGCCACGACUGCCUUUCACAUCUUCCAAAUGUUCAAACGACGAACCUGGUACUUUAUCCCCUUCGUCAUCGGUGGGAUGUUCGAAGCAUUUGGCUACACAUCCCGCUACUUCAGCGCAAAACAAACCCCCAAUUGGACCACUCCUCCAUACAUCGGCCAGAGCUUGCUACUCCUACUCGCUCCAUCCCUCUUCUCCGCAUCGAUAUACAUGAUCCUCGGACGAAUCAUUCGACUCCUUCGUGGCGAUUCCCGCUCUCUAAUCCGACCAUCAUGGCUCACCAAGAUCUUCGUCACAGGCGAUGUCCUCUCCUUCUUCAUCCAAAGCGGUGGAGGUGGAAUGCUCGCCACCGCAAAAUCAGAAGAUAAAGUCAAUCUGGGAAAUAACGUCAUCAUCGGCGGACUUAUCGUGCAGAUAUUGUUCUUUGGGUUCUUCAUUAUCGUGUCCGUGGUCUUUCAUCGUCGGAUGAACUCUUCGCCUACGCAGGCGUCGCUUACCAUGGAUAUCCCCUGGGCGAGAUAUAUGGGUGUUUUGUACGCUGUUAGUGUGCUUAUCAUGGUGAGAUCUGUAUACCGCGUUAUUGAGUACGUGCAGGGGACGACGGGAUACUUUCAGAGCCAUGAGGCGUUUUUAUAUAUCUUUGAUGCAGUGUUGAUGUUUGUCUGCUGUGUUGUGUUUCAUAUCUUCCAUCCGAGUCGGAUUAUCUCGAAUCGGAAGGAUUAUGGAAAGAUGGAGGACUUGGAGAUGCUGAAUGGUUAA